Messenger RNA from Argiope bruennichi, 4205 nucleotides. RefSeq names its product prodigiosin synthesizing transferase PigC-like. The transcript has 40 exons. Gene Ontology annotation, biological process: phosphorylation. Gene Ontology annotation, molecular function: ATP binding; kinase activity. The coding region runs from base 87 to 4022 and encodes 1311 amino acids. The record is from RefSeq and is a predicted model, not a curated record. Lineage: Eukaryota; Metazoa; Arthropoda; Arachnida; Araneae; Araneidae.
AGGUUAUCCGUUUCAGAUGAUAUUAUAGUACUCUUUUCAUUCACAACCAUUUGCAUGCUUUUCUGUUAUCUGCAUUUCAUGGAACGAUGGCUGUUUCGACGAUACUCAAUCUCUUUACGGCUCCUUUGGAGUUUAUCUAUUGGUUGAAAUGGGCUGCAUCCUAUAUUGCGAUACGUGCGUACAAUGCAUUCAAGUGCAAAAGGUUUGCUCUGUAUGAUCUCGACGCACUCGGCGAUCCGGUCAAAUUGGGGUUCCUGGUACCAAAUAUAGAAAAAGAAUUAGAAUCACCAUUUCCGGAAUCUCAUUUGCAAGAAGCAGCCGAUGAAGUUGCAUUUUACGGAGUGAAUUCUCAAUCGGAAUGUCUUCUCGUACGUAUUGCAAGAGGUUGCAACCAACAAGCAGACGCAUGGAUUUAUCUGAAGUUGGCAAAUGGCAAAACCUACUACUUGAUGGAAACCAAAGGAUUCCAACAAUCAUUUGAGGGAAACUCUCAAAGUUUCUCGUGUGGCAAAUUACAAAUGCACUAUUUGUGCCCAAUGAGAAAAUGGAGGAUAUUUUAUUGCGGAAUGCUCAAAGAAAUAUCUGACAAUAAUAAAAAGGUUGAAGAAGUAGUUUUUGCCAAGUUCGUAUUUUUAUGGAAAGCAGCAUCAGAUGUUUAUGACUGCACUUUAGAUACAAAUAUCCAUGGAUUUGCAAGUGCCAUGGCAAGAUCCGAUUGGAGAGUACCAUUGGUGCCGCCUAUCAAAAAUUUAGUUGAUGCUCUGAAUAUUUAUGGCCAAAGCGGUGUUAUAUCCGGAACAAUUUCCAUCAAUGAUGGAUCAGAUUAUGAAAUGUAUUUAUUUGGAGCAAAAAUCCGGAGUCUUGGAAAAAGUGCAAGCAUAGCAGGUUGUAAAUUCACAUCAAUUUUAGGAAGUACUCCCUCGAAUGGCCUGAACUUUCAUUUGUCAAAUGUAUCUUUACCGUAUGCUUUCAAAAAUUUACCUUUCGGAUUUGUUGUGGAUCCAGAUGGACUACUCGAGCCUCUGAAAGAUCUAGAUAUCGCUAUAAAACCAAUCGCAGCUAAAGAACAGCAAAGCUCUUUUAAAGCAAGUUUCACAGCUGGAGAACAGUAUGAAUUAUCUGGAAGUAUAGCAGAACCCAUUGUUUUCUACAGUGGUCAAGGAUGGAGUGGAUUUCUUGAGUUGUCUUUCAUAGAAUUUAACGUUGGAGAUAGAAAAGGAUAUGGUUUAAUCAUGUCUGGAGAAGUAUACAACAUACCUAAGAGAACAGGAAAAUCUCUGAGUAUUAGAGCAUAUCCGGAACCUAUACCCCUGACAGUACAAUUCACUGAUGAAGCUUGCCAAUUUGGAGAAGUUUCUGGGGGGAAAGGCUCUUCCCUGGGGAAACUAACAGAGCUAAGCCAAGAAGACAAAACGUUUAUUGUGCCCAAAGGUAUCGUGGUUACUACAACUGCUUACAAGCAAUUCUUGACAUCGGAAAUUCUGGAAGCCUCAAAAUAUUUGGAGAAUGUAGUCUAUGGGAAUGAUAGUGGUGAUAUAAAAAAUGCUUGCCAAAAGAUUUCAAGUGUGAUAGAGGAAACCUCUUUACCUAAUAACAUUUGCCAUAGCAUUGUUGAAGAUUUGAAAGAUUUAUUCGGAGACGAAGUCAACCAGCGCAAAUUCGCUGUUAGAUCUUCUGCAACAGGAGAAGAUACUGCAACGAUGUCAGCAGCUGGACAGAUGGACACUUUUCUUGGAGUUCAGGGUCUUAACGAAAUAUUUUCUGCUGUAAAAAAAUGUUGGGCAUCUCAGUUUGGUCAUAUCGCUGUUGAGUAUAAAAGGCGAAAUGGUCAAAUUUUGAAUUCACCAAUGGCGGUCGUGAUUCAAGACAUGGUGGCUUGUGAAGUUUCUGGUGUUCUCUUUACAUGUGAUCCAGUUACGAAUAACCCAUCUAUUAUCACAAUAACUGCGAACUAUGGGCUUGGGGAAACUGUUGUUUCCGGAUCCGUAGAACCAGACACUAUACUCCUUCGAAGGAUGGAUGACGGAAAAUUGAAAGUUGAAGACAUUGUUAUUGGAACUAAGCAUCAGAAAAUCAUCAUGAAAGAUUCUGGCGGAACUGUAACGGAGGACAUUGAUGAUCAGUCGAAAUUGGAAAGCUGUGUAAGCAAAAAAGAUGCAGAACGCCUGGGAAAAUUAUCACUGAAAAUCGAGGAUUACUACAAAUCUUCAAGAGACAUUGAAUGGGGCAUGUUGAAUGGUAAAAUAUAUAUUUUACAGUCAAGGCCCGUCACCAAUGCAGCUUCAGAAACAGAUAAUGAAAUUAAACACGAAUUCGAUGCUCCUUUGCGUUGUGAAAAAGAAUAUUUUACAGUUGCGAAUGUUGGGGAAGUAAUGCCAGGCGCUUCUUCACCUUUGGGAGUGGAUCUUUUAUCGAAGUGUUUUAGCAAUGUUCUUAAGAGAGAAGCACGCAGGAAAGGUGGUACUGACAACCUUCUCAGUAGCAGAUACUAUCCUAAUGGCUUACUUACCUUUUAUAACCACAUGAUGAUGACUGCCGUUGAGAUGUUAAUUAGAUAUGGCUAUGAUACACCAAAAUCAAAAGGUUUAAUGGUCAGCAUAUUUGGACGCGUAUUGGAUGAUCCUGAUUUAAUGAGUUACGCCAAAGAAAGAGCCAAAGAAGGUGAAGAGCCAUCCAUCAUUGCAAAAAUACCACAGCAGUUGAAAGAUUAUUGGUACUUGUUUACAUUUGAUUUUGGACUUGAGAAAGUGAAGGAAAAGACCUUCAAUUAUAAAUUGGAUUUUUUGAAGAAGGAGACUGCUAAAGAAACGUUCGCAGCAAUGCUCAGUGCCUGCUCGGAUUUCGAUGAUGCAUUAGAAAAACAUAUCGAUGCUUCUACGAGCUCUUCUGACUGGAAUAUGAUCAUGUUCAAUAUUUUAUGCGAAGCGAAAGGAAGCUUUGACAUUGACGUUUAUAGUGAUUUUGCAAGACUCUUGGCUACUUCAUCAGAUGUAGAAAGUGCAAACGUUCCUCAAGCAAUGCAGGAAGUUGCUACCCAAAUAGUAAAAGAUAUCGGUAAGGAGAAAUUUAGCUCCAUGUCAGUUAAGGAAGCUACAGAGUGGCUUCAAACUACAAGUGCUUCAUCUGGUUACAUGUUUCGGCAGUUUCUGAACAGGCAUGGACACAGAUGCCUCAAGGAGUUCGAUGUUCGAUCUAUAACAUGGGAAAUGGAUCCCAAACUUUUGGUCCAACUCUUACAGAGUAUGACUGGUAUGACCAAAGAGGAUUCAAAUAACAAAGAAGAGAGUAUAGACAAUAUUUUUUCACAGCUUAAUGUGCCAUUGAAUUUCAUGUCCAGGUGGAUGUUGAAGUUCGUGGUACCUAAUUGUCGUCGAGGCGUUAGAGCAAGAGAAACUACAAAAUCUCUGAGUGUUAAAUCGUUUGACCACUGGCGGAAAGGUGUUCGACGACUCGGAAAACAGAUGGUAUCUGAAGGCCGUCUACCUGAGGAAGAAUUGAUUUUCUUUAUGACUCUUGAUGAGAUUAAUGACUUAUUGAAUACCAGAUCUCCCAUCAUAAUUUCAAGAGCAAGCCAUCGGCGAAAGAUCUUUCCUACUCUUGAAAAUUAUAAAUUUCCAGAAAUAAUGAAGGGAAUACCGAAACCAAUUAAUGACGAAGAAGAAUCGGCAGAUACAUAUGAAUUCAUAGCAGAUUUAACUAUGAAAGGUACUCCAGUGAGUGUAGGUGUAACGAAGGGAUAUGCAAGAGUAGCAAUAUCUUUAGAAGAAGCGUCUCAUUUGCAGUCUGGUGAAAUUCUGAUAACCUACAGUACUGACAUUGGCUGGAGUCCGUAUUUCCCGAUUGUAUCUGGAGUAGUUACUGAGCUUGGAGGACUCAUUUCUCAUGGUGCUGUCGUCAGUCGCGAAUACGGUUUACCUUGUGUUGUAGGUUUACAAGGAGCGACAAAGAAAUUUCAUACAGGAGAUUAUGUGUUGCUAGAUGGGAAAAAAGGAAUUUUACAGCGGUUACCUAAGCCAGAAUGAUAAUAAUAUACUAUCUUAAAAUUUGAAUCUUCAAAUGUUUUGUGAUUGUAACUGAGAUAAAGAAAGUAUUUUGUUGCUAGUUUCAAACAUGUGUUUGUUUCCAAAGAAUUCUUAUACAUAGUUUUUUAUUGUCAUAGAGAUUUUUAUAAAAUGCUAUUAAAAUUAUUCUCACUUUUCUAAGAG